AGCAUUGCUCCAUAUAUGAUCAAAUAUUAUGCACAGAAUCACUCUACAUGGCUGCUCGCUCUAUCGUAGUUCAGAAGAAAAAUGUACACUAAAAAGGUUCAAUCCCAAGUGGACGCCCCCAUAAGUGCAGGAGGAUGAAGAGUGGGUAUGGGAGGUCGAGAAAAAGGGAGGAGAAGCUGAAAAUAGAGGGAUGGACAUCAUUCUGCAGUGAGCAGACUUUUCAGGGUGUCAGUAAAGAAACAGUCAGUAUAACUCUGCAGGCAGGGCGGAUGCUCGGAAACUCUCUCUCACUCUUACUUUCCUCUCGUUGCUUUGUCUCCCCUUUAUUCUCCUUUCUGUAUUCUGCACUGUGUUGUGCCAGUCGGAAGAUAAACCCGGGAAAACACAUUCUGACUCAGAGGAGAAGAUGAAGUCCUGCUUGGUUUUUCUCGUCACCUGUGUGACUCUGCUCUCACUGUGUCACGCCACGCCGCUGUUCUACAACACGUCCAUGGACGGCAGUGGUGAUGAAGCUGAGCUGGAGCUCCUUUUUCCAACCUCGUUCUCCACUCGAGUACCUGUUCACAUCUCGGCUGCUACAGGAGCUCCCAGCCUCACCAACACCAUCACCACCACCAUGAUCCGCCUGAAGGACUUCGUCUUUACCCGAGUAGUGGACUUCCUGCAGGAGAAUCUGCUCAUCAUCAUCGUUGUGACCUCUCUUCUCAUCGUCAUGGUCUUCAUCAUCUGCUGUGCCUCUGCCAUGAGUCAUAAGCGCAAGCUGGAGGCCUACAAACCCCCCCCUAAUCCAAACCGGAAGCAUGUGGCUGAUAAAACAGGUGCACUCAAGAAUUCAAGUGAGCCUCAGGAGAGGCCGUACGCCGUCGACCACGUCAAGAGGGUCCAGACUCAGAGCAUGGCUUCCCCCAAGAACCUGCGCAUUCCCUCGAAGGCUCUGGUGGGAGAGAAGGGGAGAGACGUCAGGUCGUCGCCUCGCCAGGAGGUCAGAAAGGUCAGGGAGGCAGAGGAGGUGGAAAAGCGGAGAGAGGAGCCCAAGCACAAAGAGCAGCCCAAGCACAAUGAGGAGGUGCAGCAGAGCUCCAGCCCCAGCACCAGCGCCGGUCCUUCAGUCUGCACCUGCCACCUGAAAAAGGCCCACCACUAGGGCAUGUUCAAGGCUGAUGUUGGCAUGA
Molecule: messenger RNA, 1172 nt
Organism: Cottoperca gobio
Lineage: Eukaryota; Metazoa; Chordata; Actinopteri; Perciformes; Bovichtidae
Product: transmembrane protein 119a
Exons: 2
Coding region: 407-1144 (245 amino acids)
Biological process (GO): positive regulation of osteoblast differentiation; ossification; positive regulation of bone mineralization
Cellular component (GO): plasma membrane
Source: RefSeq, a predicted model, not a curated record